Strongylocentrotus purpuratus (purple sea urchin) is the source of this 1483-nucleotide messenger RNA. RefSeq lists its product as uncharacterized. Gene Ontology annotation, cellular component: membrane. Lineage: Eukaryota; Metazoa; Echinodermata; Echinoidea; Camarodonta; Strongylocentrotidae. The transcript is spliced from 8 exons. The record is from RefSeq and is a predicted model, not a curated record. Bases 13 to 1368 code for a protein of 451 amino acids.
UGCCGUAUAAUCAUGGUAUGUUCUCGAAAGAAGAAUAAAAUGCACAAAAAUACCAAACAAAGUGAAAGUGAAAGGAAUAACGAUUGCGUUGUGUUCAGUUUUAAUAAGGUGCUAAACGUAUUUUGUUUGGAAUUAUUCGGCAACCAGCCACCAACCAUUGCAGGUACCAACAUGAAGGUUAUAUUCCUUACAGUAGGCCUACAGCUCACCCUGUGUUUCUUCUGCACGGCAGGAGCAAAUGAAUGGGAUUCUUGUGAAGGAAGAUGCGGUGCAUUGUUUGAUGGCGAUCGAACAAAUUGCCAGUGUAAUUCCGUUUGCGUGGGAUUUGGUGAUUGCUGCACCGACUUUCUUCAAAUUUGCACUAGCAUUCAUUUGGAUGGGAAUAAUCCUUUGGAAGGCUUGGUCAUCGUUAAAGAGAAAAAAAGGGACGUUGGUUAUAUAUGUCACAACGGUCUAUGGCUCUUGUGGGAGGCAUCGGCUGCUUGUGCAGACCUGGGCUACUAUGGGGGUGAAAGUACUUCUACUGAUACCUCUGUGGACGUCGGUUCGCUACCUAUAUUGCAUUCAUACGUGAAGUGUAAUCAGGAUGCAACGCGUCUCAAUCAAUGUGAAUUCAUUACUAAUGUAACUACACAGGAUUUAUGUGUAUCAGAUGCACAAGAUGACUGCUGUAUGGGGCUCUUGGGAGUCAGAUGCACUAAUCAAACCGAUGAUGAGCUGACAAGCCCAUCAACUACUGUGCAGAUGAAGACAGGUGAUAAUCAUGAACCAAGCACGAGAAAUCACACCGAUGAUGAGCUGACAACCGCUAUCACGAAACUACAUCUAUCAACCACAUCAACUUCUGUGCAAAAGAAGACAGAUGGAAGUGAUGAACCAAACGCGAAAAGUGUACGUGCAGUAUACAUAUACAUCAUCAUCGGUGUUGUGUGUGUCCUUCUAAUCACGGGUGUGGUUUUGGUUGUGGUCGUCAGAUCACGGAGAAAAGGCAGAAAGCAACUACGCAAUCCACCUGCUACCGAUCAUCCGACCGUCGCCAUGGGCAACGUAACUUCUGUCCAAUCAGCGGACAGCGCACCGACCCCGUUCCUCGCACACGAGACGCUGGGUGUGAAGGAAAACACGUACGCAUCGGACCCUACAUCGUCGCAUACAUAUACAGGAGUGAAUGCGGUGGGCGAUACGGGGACCAAUGAGGGGGGAGAGGAUGAAUAUACUUAUGUGGAUGUUCCUCCUGUACAUAGUCCAUCGGAAGAUCUUCAGCAUACAUACAUGGAUGCUGAAGUCCUGCUCGUGACGUCACGUAACAUAUCCAGCGAUGACAAUGAUUACGGGUUAAUUGAUAACGUCCUGUAUAAGCAAUUCUAAGAUAAUGCAUGGAGUGCAUUAAAUGGUUGUGCCGAAUGUUUGUACAAUUUGAAUAAACGUGUACCUAAUUAAUUAACGAGAUAAUUAACGGGAUGUUGAAAUACGACCUCCCCCC